Macrosiphum euphorbiae (potato aphid) is the source of this 1380-nucleotide messenger RNA. The record is from the annotation of a GenBank genome assembly. NCBI's taxonomy places the organism in Eukaryota, Metazoa, Arthropoda, Insecta, Hemiptera, Aphididae.
AUGCUGUGUUGGGCAUUUAAUUGUACUCAUAAUAACCAAAAACACAAAUGUAGUUUCUUUAAAUUUCCUGUUGAAACUAAAGAGAGGCGUAGAUGGAUUAAAUUAGUGAAAAGAGAUGUUGAACCUGGACCUGGUGCUAGAAUCUGUAGUUGUCAUUUCAGAAAUGGAGACAAAAAAAAUGGUCCUGAAAUAUUAGAUCAUAGGAAAAAUGCAUUUUCUAAUUUUCAAUCACCAGAAAAAAGAAAAAGAACCAAAAUUGCUUGCCAUUCUGAUGACAAUGGACCUAGCACUAGCACUAGCACUAGCACUUGUAGCACAAUUACCCAAACACCAUCAUCAGAAAUUGUUGAAUUAAACAUACUUGAUUUAAAGAAUCAACUCCUCCAGUCUAGUCAAACCAACAAAUGCUUAGAAGCUGAAAUUUUGUUGCUAAGAAAAGAAAAUGAACAGUUAAAAUUAAAAAUGUCCUCAAUUUCUGAGUGCUUAUCUUAUGAACUGAUUUCAAGUAAUGAUGAAUUAAUUAAGUUAUAUACUGGGUUACCCAAUUCUAAAAUCUUUGAUUUACUGAUGGUAAUAUGUGAAAAUAUUGAGAUAAAUUAUUAUUUAAAAUGGAAAGUUGAAAAUAUUUCUAUGCAUGAUCAAUUGUUGAUUACCUUAAUGAAACUAAGACUUAAUUUGCCACAUGUAGAUCUUGGCCAACGAUUUAAAUGUAGUCAGGCAACCAUAACAAACAUUUUUAUGACUUGGAUCCAUAUUCUGUAUGAAAACAUUUUCUUAGUAUUUAUGUCUAAAAUUCCAUCAAAAAAUAAAAAUAAGCUAUGUCUACCAAAUUCCUUCAGCACAUUUACUAACUGUAGAAUUAUUCUUGAUUGUACAGAAAUUAAAACUGAUACUACUAGAGUGUCUAUGGUUACACAAAAAGCCACUUUUAGUAGCUAUAAACACUAUCAUACAUUGAAAACCUUAAUUGGUGUGGCACCAAAUGGUGUUGUUACAUUUGUAAGCGAUUUUUUUCCAGGUUCCACUUCAGAUAAAACAAUAACACUGAAAAGUGGUGUUUUAUCUCAAUUGGAACCAGGUGAUUUAAUACUCGCAGACAAGGGAUUUUUAAUUCGUGAUAUUUUACCUCCAAAUGUAUACUUGAAUAUACCUCCAUUUCUGGACACUCCACAGUUCACACCAGAACAAGUUUUACUUACCGAAACUAUUGCUAAAGCUAGAAUCCAUGUAGAGAGAGCUAUUCAAAGAAUAAAAUGUUACAGAAUUUUAGAUCAUAUACCUACAUCUCUGUUAUCCCAAGCUGACUAUGUUUUUAAAGUUGUAGCAUCGCUCACUAAUUUUCAGUAUCCACUAAUUAAAGAAAUACAAAAUAAAAUGUAA